CAGAAAAGAUGGCGACGCCUUGCAACGGAGAGCGGUUGUCGGGAGCAAAUGGCAAAAGCUCGGAAACGCGGGGCAAAAGACUCACCGAUCUGCCCACGGAAGUGUUAGAGUACAUUUUGUGCUUCCCCGUCUUGAACCACAUCGACAUUUCCAACGUGUCCUGCUGCUGCAGGCGACUGCACGACGUGUGUGACGGCAGCGGGAAGGUCUGGAGCCACCAGUACAAACUCAGGUGGCCUAGGCUGCAGAAACUCUACCGGCAGAAUGAGUCCUAUGAUUGGCAAAAAGAAUACAGGACCAGACACAUGGUGUGUUUACAGAUCCAAAGAACAGUCGUGUCAAUCUCCAAGAGAUUCUUCACAGAAGUUCCUUGCGUUGGCCAGGUUUUGGGAGACAGCUUUACAGAGAUCGAGUCCCUGGGUGCCCCUGAACAUUUCUGUGAAGACGAGCUCCUCUCCAUCCUCAACUCUGACAAAAGAAAAAGCUUGACACUGAAGUACUAUGCAAAGAAAAUCCUAUACUUCCUUCGCCAACAGAACAUCUUAAGAAAUCUGAAGGCCUUUCUGGAGCGUCCUUCAGAAGAGCAGUCCGCCCUGGAAGGUGCUGUGUUAGUCGAUCAGUAUUGUAACCCUCUGGCUGAUGUUACCCUUGAAAGUAUAUCCGCCCAACUAAACGACAUCACAGAGAAAGUGAAAAAGUAUCUAAGAGUGAAAAACGCCUCUCACCCAAGCCUGAGAACGGGCCAAGGUGAUUGCAUGGUGUUGGAAGACUUUGAGCUUCAGAGGCAAGUCAUCUGUGCCCUCAAUGCAGUUUUGUAUGACCAGCUUCAGUAUAAGGGCAAUGAAUGUGACUACUACAACCCACUCAACUCUUACAUACAUCAGGUGCUACUGCGGCGGACGGGCAUUCCCAUCAGCCUCUCUGUGUUGUAUAUGACGCUGGCCAGGAAGAUGGGCGUCCUCCUGGAGCCGGUCAACUUCCCCAACCAUUUCCUGUUACGUUGGUGCCAGCGCCAGGCCAGUAGUGACGAUAUCUACGACUACGUUUACAUCGAUGCGUUUGGGAAGGGGAAGCAGCUGACUGCUAAAGAGUGUGAGUACCUGAUCCGUCAGCAGGUGACAGCAGACUAUUACAGCUCCAUCAGCACCACCGAGCUGCUGCUGAGGAUGGUGGGCAACCUGCUCAACAUCGGCAAGAGAGGUGAAGGCAAUGAGAAGUCAUAUCAGUUGCUGAGGGACUCUCUGGAUCUCUACCUCACCAUUGACCCUGAUAACGUCCAGUAUCUGCUGCUCCAGGCUCGACUUUACUUCCACUUGGGCAUCUGGCCUGAGAAGGUGCUGGAUAUUCUGCAGCAUAUUCAGGCAUUGGAUCCCUCUCAGCACGGAGCUGUUGGCUAUCUGGUGCAGCACACUCUGGAGCACAUCCAGCAUAAAAGACACCCCAUAGAACCGGAGGUGAAGCGGCGCAGCGCCCCCGAACACAGCCAAGUGCAGUACUCUGUAGGCCUCGUUAUGAAACACAAAAGGUCAGGUUAUAACUGUGUUAUUUACGGAUGGGAUCCCAAAUGCACGAUGAGUCAGGAGUGGAUCACUACCAUGAGAGUCCAUCAGCUCUCCAACGGUGCCAAUCAGCCAUUCUACAACGUCCUGGUGCAGGACGGCACCUGCCGAUAUGCUGCGCAGGAAAAUCUGGAGCCUCACUCUGCUCCGUUGGAAAUUGCCCACCCCGAGGUGGGCCGAUACUUCACUGAGUUCGCUGAUACACACUACAUUGCCAAUGAGGAGCUCCAGACUCGUUACCCAGAAGACACGGUGGAGACCCAGCGUGCCGUACAGGAGCUUUACCACACGCAAACCCCUAACUCAGGGCACCCUGCAGGGCCAGGCACUGACCACCACAGCCACGAUGCCUCCAUGGCUCCUUAGAACACAAACUGCCACUCACCCUUUCAUCAUCAAUGCUAAAUGCACCCCUCACACCCCCCCCCCUCCACUCCCCUUUUAGGCAGAUCCAGUCCGCUGCUCAUGUCACUCUGGGAAAAGUUGUCCUGUGUUGUUGAUCUGAAGCCAGAAUUCAUAUAAGACAGGUUUUACACACCUGAAGCGUUAGAUUUUGAUGGGGAAGCUUCACUUUUAAAGGAACAUUGCAGUGGUUUUCAGCCUUCUGCAUCUAUAUGCAUAUUUCAGUUUAGAAAAGAACAGAAAACCCACUCACUUCACUUAUAAUAGGAACCAGUUGCUGAAUUCUGUGAAUGAGCACUUAAAAUAUGUGAGUACAUAAUGUGAACUGCAAAACAACAACCAUUACACUCUGUUACAGUACAGGUCUUAGGA
This is a messenger RNA of Colossoma macropomum (tambaqui), 2333 nucleotides long. It is a transcript of the gene fbxo21, whose product is annotated as F-box protein 21. NCBI's taxonomy places the organism in Eukaryota, Metazoa, Chordata, Actinopteri, Characiformes, Serrasalmidae. Gene Ontology annotation, molecular function: DNA binding; protein binding. The coding region runs from base 9 to 1925 and encodes 638 amino acids. The record is from RefSeq and is a predicted model, not a curated record. The transcript is spliced from 12 exons.